Vicugna pacos (alpaca) is the source of this 4758-nucleotide messenger RNA. The record is from RefSeq and is a predicted model, not a curated record. NCBI's taxonomy places the organism in Eukaryota, Metazoa, Chordata, Mammalia, Artiodactyla, Camelidae.
ACAGUGGCCGGCAGAGAGGCAUGACACGCAUGUGACUGGAAGGAGUGGUGCCGUGCCGCUGUGAAUUGUCCUGACGAAGGGGUGGGAGCCCAGCUGAUGAUUAACUUGGCCUCAGUAGUGUGCAGAUCAGACUUGUGAGUGCCCAGCCUCUAAUUACAAGUAGCCUUUUGGGAGAGAAGAUCAAACAGGGGUUUUUUUGUUUUAUUUUUUAUUUUAUUUAAUGUGGGGACCAGAAGGAACACGCACACUUUGUCUUGCAACUUUGUUCUUGGAACAGAUUACGGGAUCAAAAGGGAGGAAUAAUUGCAAAGGUGUGACAUCAGCCCAGUGAUUAACACCUUCACAUUUUUUCUUACAGGGAAAAAAUGAGGAGUAAUCCUAGUUCUGUGAUGACAAGCACAAUCAAAAGACCUGUGUGGGGGAGGGUGCAGCUCAGGGGUAGAGCGCGUGCUUAGCGUGCAUGAGGUCCUGGGUUCAGUCCCCGGCACCUCCAUUAAAAUAAACAAGUAAAUAAGCCUACUUACUUCCCCCAAAACAAAAACAAAAUAAUAAAUAGGUAAAAUAUUUUUAAAAACACCUUCAUCUCCAGCGGAGCUGCACACUUCAGUAACUCCCCGCUCACAUAGUAGGGCCUCUUCCCACCCCCACCCUGGUGUUAAUCUGCCAAGGGGCACCUUUCAGGUGUGAAGGCAGGAAGAACUUUUAUCUGAGCCUUCAUAGCUUUGUCCCACAGAAUUCCCAAGUGAGAAUGAGCUGGAGCAUUUGGGGGGAUUUAAACUGCAGUUAGAAUCGCGGUUUCUACCAUGUUAACGCUGACCACAACGUUGUGCACCUUCUCAAUUGCUGCGUCUCCGAUCACACGAGGAAGCGCGUAGUAGGUACUCAGUAUCUGUGGAGUAAGUAAACGAGCAGCUUUUCUUGCUGUCACAAAGGGGAAACGGUUUCAGCACUCACUCUCUCCGUGUUCUAGGUUUCUAAGGUUAAGAACCUCCCAUGACCUCCGACCAGAGCAGCCCUACCGCUCUGCUGUCCUGGGCUCACCUGUCUGUCUUCCCAGGAGGGGUCCCCUGGGAGCAGCGGCUGCCGUCCCUAUUUUUAGAAGGGCUAACUCCCCGCAGUGAUGUGGACUCAGGAGCCCGAGGGGCCUGGGAGCCCCGUCUCCCACCAGGAGGCGCUGCGGGGGCCGGGGAGACAGGGGCCCUGGGUGGGAGGUGAGGAAGCGGAUCCUGGGGAAUUUCCUGGUGGCUGGCUCUGCUGGUCACAACUUGCCCUGAGCCUGCGUGGCAGCAGCGUCUCCCGGCCGCCAGGUGCCGGCGUUAAGGGCUGGAGGUCUGACUGCAGGUGUAACACCCCCACCCCCGCCUGGUAGUUUCCUGGGACGGACCACACUGGCUCCUCAAAUUACCAGGGGAUCGAACUCGCUCAAGGUCGUGGGGGGAGGCAUCCUUCUGUGAUGCUAGUGCUCCUUAUCCUGAGGCCAACCUGUGACCUUGGCCCUUUGGCGGAUCUCUUUUCAAGCGAGGCCGAAACGCUUACCCAACCACAGGGCCCUUGUGAGGCCUCAGAAUUCCUGCGGAAGACGCUUCCUUUGCUUGUUCUCAGCUUUCAAGGAAAGAACACAGGUGUUUUAGAGGCCACGUCCGUGUCCUGAACUUUGGGACAGUUUUCAUUUUUGUCCUCCGAAUCUGCUGGAAAGCUGAACGGUAGACAGGAGCAAAAGGCGAAGCCGGUGGAACUCGGGUCUCUCGUGGCGAGCAGAGGAAACGUUUCCAAAACGCGGGGGAUCAGCCAGGUAUUUGUUCUGAAUGGCAUAUCCCUGAGCAGAAGUUUGAACUAAUAAAUAUGAAUCCUUCUGCAAAACCAAACAACCAACUUUUUAAGACCACAAACUUCUGUGGUUGUGAAAAAUUGGUCCUUGGGAGCUGGUCAGAGUGCAAGGGCCCAGGCACGCCCUGGAGUCUCAGGUAGUGGCAGGGAGCCCCAGAGUCUGUGUGGACGCCAGGGUGCGUGCUCCCAGUUCCUGGGACCCGUGUGCUCCCCCUUACAUGGGACCCCCCUCGCCCAGGUUCGGGGGCUUCUGGCAGGAUGUGGUAUCCUGACCAUGAGCCUGAGGGCCUGCGGUGAGUGGGGAGGGCGGCUGGCCCCCAGCUUGCGGGCUGCUCUGUGGGGAGUCCGUGUGAUGGCCACAGUCAAGUUGACGGGGCAUCGACGUCUCUGUCACACGUUUUCUCUGCAGAGACACGUGGAUGGAGCUGCCCCGUGGCUGGCUCUGCAGUGGGUCAUGCCCGGUCCUGGCCACAUAGGGAACUUAGACCGAGCACAAAGUUAGAGGCCCAGGAGGAGUUCUUGAGAAGCAGACACAGAAGGCUCAGUUGAGGGACGGGGAAGGUGACAGAGGACGGCAUAAACCCUGAUGGUGAAGCCCCGCAGCCGUGCAGUGGGGUCCUGAGGGCGCAGUAAAUCAUCUGAGAGUCCCAGAGAGCCCGGCGCCCGUGCGCUCUCAACAUUCAUCAGAACCCGCCAACUGCAGGCCUGGCUGGGCAAACAUUAAUCACAAAGCAAUUAUUCUAGCACAAACACACAGGGCUCCGGUUUUGGGGGGGAAGGGGUGUGGAGAGGGAGGAAAGAAGCCAACUGUGGGAUCCAGAGAUGACCUCCUUCAGAAGGAAGAGGAUGUCGUGAUUUGGAGGAGGUCAAAUUGAUGUUUUUGAGCGAAGUGUGGUCUAACAGAGGAACUUAAUUUUCUGCUGGUACCAUGGUCUUGUUUUACGACAGGAGAAAAAUCACUUGCAGUAAAAAUCCCCUUUGUUUGAAUCUAAGUGUUUUCUGCCCGGAUGGUGAUUGGCUGGGAGCCCAUCUUUGCCGCCCCACCCCCAGCCCGGCUCUCAGGCCGUGCUGUCCACCUGGGGGCCGGUUCCCUUUGUGAAGAGGUGCAGGUGGGAAGCCGGGAUGUUUAGGCUGGUCUGGGUGGUUCUGAGUAUUUAAGUUUUGAUUAAACUCCGGACUGUUUUUGGCCGUGUUGUGUUUACAGGUAGGUGAGGCUGGGAGGCUGUGGCCUGGAGGUGGUUCUGAGACCCCUGGUGUCUGCCCCUCACCAGGUGCUGCCGGCCGGGCCCCCAGCCCCUCACCCCAGCCCUCACCUGGGCUGGUCAGGAUGCCAUGGCCCACCCAGUCCUCCCGAAAGAAAGAGAAAUUACCACCACCUGCUUCUCUCUUGGACCGACUUCUCAUACUAUUGAAAUGACUGAAAGCCGCUUAAGGCGCCAGGACGUCGGCCUGAAAACCCACCUGGACCAGCUGGACCAGCAGAUCAGCGAGCUGCAGCUGGACGUGCGCAGAAGCUCCAGCGAGGCCCCCGACAGCGACAGCAGGCCCAGCUCGGGCUUCUACGAGCUGAGCGACGGCGGCUCCUGCUCCCUGUCCACCUCCUGCACGUCCGUGUGCAGUGACCGCCUGUCCUCUUCCCUGGGCACGCUGCUGCCCGCCACCGCCAAGGCCGGGCCCAGCACCGGGGACUGCCGGCCCCGGUCAGCAGACGAGACCACCGUGGUGGGGUCCCCCCUGCCUACGUGGGGACCCCAGGCCAGCGAGGAGGGCGAGUCCCGGCCCAGGCCGGUGUCUACAGGUGAUCUUGAGAGAGCCCUGCCGGCUGAGGUGAGGCUCCAGAAAGCCAGUGCGCACCCCAAGGCCACUUCCCUCCUCUGCCACGGCGUAGACCCCAAGUUCCAGCGUGACCUGGUGUCCAAGGGGGGCAGGGAGGUGUACCCAUACCCCAGCCCCCUGCACGCUGUGGCUUUGCAGAGCCCCCUCUUUGCUCUGACCAAGGAGACAUUGCAGAGCCACAGCCCCUUGCCCCCAGGCCAGCCCCCUCCCGGCCCUGCGGGUCCGAGCUCCGUUCGGGCUGCUCUGGGCCCGGAUGCUGGCCCGGCCGGAGCCUAUAUAGACAAGCUGCUGCGACUGCGGGGCCGGGGACCAGCCCCGAGGGGCAGCGUGACUGAGCGGGGCCUCCCAAGACGGGCGGCGUCCCCCUCCCUGCCGGAGCUCGGUGGCCAGAGGGCAGAUAGUGAGGGUGGCCUGGAGAAGCUGGCCUGGGCCCCAGGAGGGGCAGAAGGGGGAGGGCUGGUGCAGAGGGGGGACGCCGGUGGGGACAGCCUCCCGCAGCCGGGCCCUGCGCCCCUUGUGGACACCCUGCACUCCAGCAGCCUUCCAGAUAAGGGACCCCAACCCUCACGGGAGGAGGCUGGUGCAGGCUCCCCCUCAAUGGGGUGCGGCCAAGCCCCCUCUCCCCGCUCCCGGGCCCAGCAGCUGGCACCCGACGGCUGGACGGGUAGAGGCAGGUCCCCGUGUGGGAGGGCAGGGGGGAACAGUGUCCCUCUGGCCCCCGGACACUGUGCCCACCCCCACUUUGUUGCCAGCAGACCUUCCCCGACAGGGCAGAAAACGCCACCCCCCAAGACAAAGCCUGUGAAGGUCAGGAGGGGCACCAGUGACAGGGCGGGAAGGUUUGGGGGGCAGCCCCUCCAGUGGGGUGCCUUCCCAGCCCCCCGGCCUCCUCCUGCAUCAGGGGGUGGUCUCAGGAGGCCCACCCUGGCCAGGGGGGCGCCCGGCCGGUCCUGGUCAGAGUCCAGCCUCUACCCCGUGUCCUUCUUCGUCCCCUGCUGGUGGCCGACGCUCUGCCGCAUCAAGGCCUCCAAGGCCCUGAAGAAGAGGAUCCGCAGGUUCCAGCCGGCCGCCCUGAAGGUCAUGACCUUGGUGUGA